GAUCAGUUUCGAACGUCAAGUUCAUGGGAACGGAUGCCCAACAAUGUUCGUCGUGUGGUUAAUUGUGGCCGUAAGUCUAUUGGCGCACUGGCUUUAUAGGGUUAAUAAAGACUACUAUAUACUGGCCUUUUUCGCAAAAAGAAUUCGCACCAAAGAUGGUACACCUGUGGAAAAUAUAGUGGCAAUAGCCAAGGGUAAUACCAUUUUUGCCAACAGCUUUGAUUUGUAUGGCCAAGAUCACGCUGGUGUUUUUACACACACCCGUGAGGGUGCUAAACUUGGAAGAAAUUACUUGGAAUACGUAAUGGGUACACCAAUCUACAACGUCAUCGACGCCGAAGGAUCUGAUGCGAUUCUAAAUAAUCCGAAUCUAAUAACCAAAUCCGUUGUCUACAAUUUCUUACACCCAUUUUUGAGGACUGGUCUGCUGACUUCAACAAGCAAGAAAUGGCACGCUAGGCGCAAGAUGCUGACACCUACCUUCCAUUUUAACAUUUUGGGACAAUUUCAAGAGAUUUUCAAAACUGAGAGCCAGAAAUUUUUGCUGCAGUUCAAAGGCCAAGACGACAUCACCAUAUCGCUGAAUGAAGUUAUUCCCCGGUUCACCCUCAACAGCAUUUGUGAGACGGCCAUGGGCGUUAAAUUGGACGAAAUGGCUGAGAAAGGCGAUCGCUAUCGGGAGAAUUUCACCAGUAUCGAGGAAUGUUUUAUCAGGCGAAUGAGCAAUCCGCUUUAUUGGGGCGACACCUUGUUCAACAUCUUUGCUGCCAAGGAUUACGCCUCGGCUCUGGAUGUGGUCCACAGUUUUUCCAGUGAAAUCAUAGCCAAGAGAAGGAUUUUGCUGGAAGACGAGCUCGAGAGCAGGAGGGAGACUCAGACGGCUGAUGAUGACUUAUAUGCCGGAAAGAAAAAGCGUUUUGCCAUGCUGGACACUCUGAUUUGUGCUGAGAAGGAUGGCCUAAUCGAUCACAUUGGAAUUUGUGAGGAGGUGGACACUCUGAUGUUUGAGGGCUAUGAUACCACCUCAAUUGGUCUGACCUUUGGUCUUUUGAAUAUGUCCUUGUAUGCCGACAAACAGGAACUAUGUUAUCAGGAGAUUCAAGAGCACAUCCAAGAUGAUUUGAGCAACUUAGACAUUAGCCAUUUGAAUAAACUUAAGUACCUGGAGUACUUUGUGAAGGAAACAAUGCGGCUAUAUCCCUCAGUGCCCGGAAUGGGUCGUGAAACUGUCGAAGAAACUGAGCUAGAAAAUGGUCUAAUCCUGCCGAAAGGAUCCCAGAUUGUCAUUCACAACUUUGAUGUCCACCGUAACCCCAAGUACUGGGACUCUCCCGAAGAGUUCCGACCGGAGCGGUUUACUCCUGAGAACUCCCAAAACCGUCACACCUACGCUUACAUUCCCUUCAGUGCCGGCCAGAGGAACUGCAUUGGUCAAAAAUAUGCCGUCCAGGAGAUGAAAACGUUGUUAGUAGUCCUGCUCAAGGAGUUCAAGGUCCUGCCAGUUACUGAUCCCAAGAGCAUCGUCUUCACCACGGGCAUUACCCUGCGUACCCAGAACAAAAUUCAAGUGAAACUUGUGAGGCGAAAGUGAUGUGUCUGAGAAACUUUGUUACCUAAAAAAAAAUGCAUUGCAAAAUAUACGGAUUCACUAAGGG
Messenger RNA from Drosophila ananassae, 1655 nucleotides. Its product is annotated as cytochrome P450 4p1. NCBI's taxonomy places the organism in Eukaryota, Metazoa, Arthropoda, Insecta, Diptera, Drosophilidae. The record is from RefSeq and is a predicted model, not a curated record. Bases 44 to 1591 code for a protein of 515 amino acids. The transcript is spliced from 8 exons. Gene Ontology annotation, molecular function: iron ion binding; monooxygenase activity; heme binding.